AUGUCUGCGGUAGACGAUAUCGACCCGGACAGCAGCAGGACGAACCACCAGCCUCCUCAUACCGCGCGACAUCCUAUCCCCACCAUCCAGAGAUACAAAGCCGAGCGGAGUGAGUUGAAUGACCAUCAACAACAGGCAGAGGAAGCCCAACACGAUGAAGGGGAUGAGCCAACAGUCAAAAGAGCAUACCAUGCAGCGAAAAACAUCUUGAAAGGCGAAGACCCGCCGAAGAAGUCCCAGCAUGAUCCGUACAGAUCCGAAAACCGAAAUGUCGAGGGCACGGGACAACCAACUCAAGAUGCCCAACAACAAUCCGACCAGGAUGGGCAAUACGGACAGACACAAAACUCUGAUUCGGAUGGCGACGACGAAGAGAACGAGCCAAGGGGAAAAGGCGGCGACGAUAAAGGUGGACAGUCGGCGACUGAGGCCGUUGCAGCGAGUACGGAUCCUCGACAGAAGAGGAAAGCCAUGAAACAUAAGAAGCGGGACGAGGGUGGUAGAGAAGUCACCGACCCUGUGACCCAUCUUCCCAUUGUAAUACGGGAUUCCACACGCAAGGACCUCAAGUCAACCCCGCAAAACUAUCCAGCCUAUGGAAGCCAAACCAGCACCAUGACUGGAGUCAGUGGCGCGAAGAAGUCACAGUCUGAUCUUGAGGCAGAACAGGCUCAGUUGCAGAGCAGCCAUAACGGGAUGCAGAAGCUGUUUCCGCCGCCCAGGUUCGACGAAAUGAAGGUCGAGCUGAACAGGACGUAUCAAUUCGCGCUGACGUUAGGCCUGGGCUGCAUUGUGCUGCUGGUCUCAUUGUGCUUGAUACUGUUUCGCUUGAUUGGCAUGGGUCCUGCUACGUCUUAUGACCUCAGGGGUUCGUCUUGGACAGCUCUCGCCUCCAUGGGGGCCAUCUCCAUAAUCCCGGCAGCCACAGGAUUUGCCGUGAUAGUCGUCCUCCGCGGCUGGCUGGGGAAGAAAGUGGAUUCAAUCUGGAACGAUGAGGUAUGGGAUGCGGCUCGCAAGCAGGAACGGCAGGGCAACGAAGCCGAAGACCUCAUACCGGAGUCUGUUACCUGGUUGAACAAUCUCCUGGCCGCCGUCUGGCCCUUGAUUAAUCCCGACCUGUUCACUUCAAUCGCAGACAUGCUGGAAGAUGUCAUGCAAGCGUCUCUGCCAAAGGUUGUCCGUAUGGUCAGUGUGGAUGAUCUGGGUCAAGGGAGUGAGGCGUUCCGUAUCCUGGGCGUAAAUUGGUUGCCAACAGGGGCCGCUAGCCGGACGGUUGGCGCAAAUGGGAAGUUGAAGCCUGCUGAGGACGAGGAGAAGAGCGACCGAGCUUCACCAGGUCAAGGACAAAUCGAAGGUGACGAUUCCGACGACAAAGAUAACGAUAGCAGAUCUGGGGACAAGAGAAAGGAAAGCCAGCAAGACGAGCAAGAGCAGCAGGCUAUUCGUGAAGGUAUGGAAGCCGAGCAAGGCGAUUUUGUCAACCUAGAGUUGGCUUUCGCAUACCGAGCUCGAUCCUCUGGAAAGUCUUUACAGGCAAAGGCGAAAAAUGCCCACCUCUACCUGAAAUUUUACCUUCCGGGAGGCAUUGUAGUCCCUGUUUGGGUCGAACUAAAAGGUAUCGUUGGCACCAUGAGGCUGAGGUUGCAAUUGACGCCGGACCCUCCAUUUUUCAGUUUGUGCACUUUGACGUUCAUGGGGCAACCGCAGGCUGAUCUGUCUUGUGUGCCCCUUUCGAGGCAUGCCCUCAAUUUGAUGGACGUGCCUCUCAUAUCAUCCUUUGUUCAGUCUUCGAUUGACGCUGCGCUAGCAGAGUACGUCGCGCCAAAGAGCCUGACUCUGGACUUGAAAGAUAUGCUUGUUGGCGACGACUUCAAGAAAGAUACUGUCGCCCGAGGCGUGGUCAUGAUAUAUAUCAAAUGUGCCAAAGGCUUCAAAGAGGGCGAUGGAGGUGUCGGGCCGUUCUCGGGCUCAAGCGACGCGUAUAUGACCGUGGCUUGGGGCAAGUUCGGAAAACCCGUUUCGUCUACACGAGUCAUUGUUGAUGACCAGGCACCCGCGUGGCACGAGUGGGCGUCAAUUCUGGUAACUCCAGAGGAGCUAAACGCAGGCGAGAAGCUCCGCCUUCAGCUUUGGGACUCGGACAAAUAUACAGCAGAUGAUGAUCUCGGACGGGUUGAAGUUGACCUUCACGAGCUCAUGCACAAUCCAAAGACGAGGAAUCAAAUGUGCGACCGUGAGGAUCGGUUUAAAGGCGAAGAUCCUGACGAAGUCUUGCCCGGCACAGUGCAGUGGCGUGUGGGAUACUUUGAGAAAACCGAGAUCACAGAACAACAGCUUGCUGAGCAAACACAAGAUCCAAACAUUCGGUCGAUUGAAGACUUAAGAGAGCAAGUGACGCAGUCGGCAAAAAACAAGCUGCGGGAAGCCACUGCACACGACGAGAGCAAGGAGAUCAAACAGCAGCAACAAGAAGACUAUAAAGAACGAGAAGACGCCCUCAUCAUCUCCAGCCCUCCGCCGGCGGACUAUCCCAGUGGGAUUUUCAGCAUUCAAAUCCACAACAUUACAGGUUUGGAAGUGCAGUCACUGCAGAAAAGAGACAAGAAGCGAGGCGAGGGUGACCGAGAAGAUGAGUCCGAGCAGAGCGAUGAUCUUCCCAGCAGUUAUGCCACUAUCAUUCUCAAUCAUCAGAAGAUCUACAGAACCAGGACAAAGCCGAAGAACUCAAAACCCUUCUUCAAUGCCGGCACAGAGCGCUUCAUUCGAGAUUGGAGAUCUGCUGAAAUCAUGGUUUCGGUGCGUGAUGAUCGCGAGAGAGAGAACGAUCCUCUGCUCGGAAUGGUCUACUUGCCGCUCCGGAGAGUUUUUGAGAAAGCAAGUCAGGUCAUGCAGACUUAUCCACUGGUAGGCGGCAUUGGGUAUGGCAGAAUCAGAAUCAGCAUGGUAUGGCGUAGUGUGCAAUUGAAACUGCCCAAAGAGCUGCUAGGUUGGAACUACGGCACGCUCGAGGUCAAAUGCCCCGUCAAGCUGAAGUCGACCAACAAUGACGGCAACGACAGCAGCAGCUCAUUCACCCAUUAUAGGAUGAAGUUGCGGACCAAUCUCAUGCGGGCUAAACUGUCUUCCAGUGGAGAUGGGAAGGUAGAGUGGAGGCCGAAGAGUGACAGAGAAUCGGUCUUCCUCGCCGUGCGGAAGCGCUAUUCCAGCGCUCUGAUUGUCGAGUUCCGCAAGUCCACCAUUGGUCCCGACUCGACGCCGGCCAUGGCGGUUCUGUGGCUGAAAGACAUCCCUGACGAAGAAGAAAGGACUGUCUCUUUGGAAGUGUGGAAGGGCGGCAAGGAGAGAGCACACCGAAUGACGACAAGCUACGGGUACCAUGGCAUGGAAGAAGGGGAACGGCCACUGGGAGAAAUUGAACUUACGCUCAAGUUCUGGCGAGGGCUGAGCGGGUACCACAAAACAUAUGCGAACAAAGGGAAGCACACCGACAUGAAGAAUGUAAUGGAGGUUCUGGAUACGGCCAAUGAUCAGGGUCAGAUGGACGAAGAUGACGACGGGUAUAUCAGCGAUCAAUCCAGCUCGAACCCGGAUACAGAUUCGGAUAGUGAUACCAGUUCGGAUACUCAUACGGCUGCGUCUGCGUCCGCGUCCGGGUCAGUGCAACCGCCCACAGAGAACAAGGAGAAGAAGAGCAAGAUGAGAAGUAUGCGGCAGAAGAAACUGCGCACUCAUGUCAACGACGACUCUUCCAACUCGGACAGUGACGCAGGCGAGGCGUCGUCGCCUAAAUCGAAACUCGACCCCACCCAGCUUGCACAGAAACCUCUCGAAAAGGCCAAAGACGUCGCAGCGGCCGUGCUUGAUGUUGACGGGCACAAUGAUCCAAACGACGGCUCGCGCGGACUCAGGGCCCAGGUUAGAGACUACAAGGACCACCGUCGAGAGCUACACCGCAAACAUCGCGGUGUAAUGCAAUGGAAGGGGGCGAGGACGCUGGAUUGGAUGGCUGAGAAGGUCAGGCGUGGUAAAGGUCGUGUUGGGCAGGUCUUUGAGCAUGGAGAGGAUAAAAAGAGUGGUGAUAUUGAGACUGAAGUGUGA
This is a messenger RNA of Exophiala dermatitidis NIH/UT8656, 4098 nucleotides long. RefSeq lists its product as uncharacterized. Gene Ontology annotation, molecular function: lipid binding. The record is from RefSeq and is a predicted model, not a curated record. The transcript has a single exon. Lineage: Eukaryota; Fungi; Ascomycota; Eurotiomycetes; Chaetothyriales; Herpotrichiellaceae. Bases 1 to 4098 code for a protein of 1365 amino acids.